Pelodiscus sinensis (Chinese soft-shelled turtle) is the source of this 6138-nucleotide messenger RNA. The record is from RefSeq and is a predicted model, not a curated record. NCBI's taxonomy places the organism in Eukaryota, Metazoa, Chordata, Testudines, Trionychidae.
CAGCAGUUGCUAUCCUCUCUUUCUGUAGGAUUUAGUCGCUAGAGGGAAGGGACACGGAGGAUUUUGGCCAUGGCCCCAAGAAAAAGAAGUGGACGGGGGAUUUCGUUCAUCUUCUGCUGCUUCCGAAGCAACGACCACCCAGAGAUCACCUACCGGCUUCGCAAUGACAGCAACUUCGCCCUACAGACCAUGGAGCCGGCAUUGCCCAUGCCCCCGGUGGAAGAGCUGGAUGUCAUGUUCAGUGAGCUUGUGGAUGAACUUGACCUUACAGACAAACACCGAGAGGCCAUGUUUGCACUUCCGGCAGAAAAGAAAUGGCAAAUCUACUGCAGUAAGAAAAAAGACCAGGAAGAAAAUAAAGGAGCCACCAGCUGGCCUGAGUUUUACAUUGAUCAGCUAAGUUCAAUGGCUGCUAGAAAAUCGCUGAUAGCUUUGGAAAAAGAAGAUGAGGAGGAGAGAAAUAAAACAAUAGAGAGUUUGAAGACAGCACUAAGGACAAAACCAAUGAGGUUUGUAACCAGAUUUAUCGACCUGGACGGCUUGACCUGUAUUCUGAACUUUUUGAAAACCAUGGACUACGAGACCUCUGAGUCUCGGAUACAUACCUCUCUCAUUGGGUGUAUAAAAGCACUAAUGAACAACUCUCAAGGACGGGCUCAUGUCCUGGCCCAUCCGGAGAGUAUUAACGUCAUUGCUCAGAGUCUGAGCACCGAGAACAUAAAGACAAAGGUGGCAGUGCUGGAAAUCCUGGGCGCUGUGUGCCUGGUUCCUGGAGGUCACAAAAAGGUAUUGGAGGCCAUGCUGCAUUACCAGAAAUACGCCAGCGAAAGGACUCGCUUUCAGAUGCUGAUUAAUGAUUUGGACAAAAGCACAGGAAGAUACCGAGAUGAAGUGAACCUAAAGACAGCCAUCAUGUCCUUCAUUAACGCGGUCCUGAGCCAGGGCGCGGGCGUGGAAAGUCUGGAUUUCAGACUCCACCUUAGAUACGAAUUUCUAAUGCUAGGAAUUCAGCCUGUCAUUGACAAACUAAGAGAGCAUGAAAAUUCAACGUUAGACAGGCAUUUAGACUUUUUUGAAAUGCUUAGAAAUGAAGAUGAACUGGAAUUUGCCAAACGAUUUGAACUCGUUCACAUAGACACGAAGAGUGCCACUCAGAUGUUUGAGCUGACGAGGAAAAGGCUGACUCACACAGAAGCGUAUCCGCACUUUAUGUCUAUUCUUCAUCACUGUCUCCAAAUGCCGUUUAAAAGAAGUGGCAACACUGUCCAGUACUGGCUACUGCUCGAUAGGAUUGUACAGCAAAUCGUCAUCCAAAAUGACAAAGGGCAGGACCCCGACUCCACUCCCUUGGAAAACUUUAAUAUUAAAAACGUCGUCCGGAUGUUAGUUAAUGAGAAUGAAGUUAAGCAGUGGAAAGAGCAAGCAGAAAAAAUGCGAAAAGAACACAACGAGCUUCAGCAGAAACUGGAGAAGAAGGAGCGUGAAUGCGAUGCCAAGGCUCAAGAGAAGGAGGAGAUGAUGCAGGCCUUAAGUAAGAUGAAAGAGAAGCUCGAAAAGGAGUCUACAGAGCACAAGCAAGCCAAGCAGCAGGUGGCAGAUCUCAUAGCACAGCUCCAUGAACUGAAUCAGAGGGCGAUUUGCGCCCCCGUUCCAGGAGGGCCCCCACUGCCACCUGGAGCACCUGGUGGACCUUUACCGUCUCAGGCUCCGGGAGCCCUUCUUCCCCCUCCUCCGCCCCCUCUACCUGGUGGAGUUCCCCCUCCUCCACCACCUCCCCCUCCCGGUGGUCCACCCCCUCCACCUGGGCCCCCUCCCCUCGGGGGGAUAACUCCACCUCCUGGAGCACCGUUGGGCUUGGCCCUCAAAAAGAAAAACAUCCCACAGCCGACGAACGCCCUCAAAUCCUUCAACUGGUCUAAGCUGCCUGAGAACAAGCUGGCAGGCACCGUGUGGACUGACAUCGAUGAUGCAAAAGUGUUUAAAAUCCUAGAUCUCAACGACCUUGAAAGAACAUUCUCUGCUUACCAGAGACAGCAGGACUUCUUUAUGAACAAUAACUGCAAACAGAAAGAAGAUGCCAUUGAUGACACACUGAGUUCCAGACAUAAAGUUAAGGAGCUUUCGGUAAUAGAUGGCCGGAGAGCUCAGAACUGCAAUAUUCUUCUCUCAAGGCUGAAAUUGUCAAACGAUGAAAUCAAACGUGCAAUUUUAACAAUGGACGAGCAAGAGGACCUGCCAAAAGACAUGUUAGAGCAGCUCCUGAAAUUUGUUCCUGAGAAGAGCGAUAUUGACCUCCUGGAGGAGCACAAACAUGAAUUAGAUCGCAUGGCCAAAGCGGACAGGUUCCUCUUUGAAAUGAGCAGGAUAAAUCAUUAUCAGCACAGGCUGCAAUCCCUUUACUUCAAAAAGAAGUUUGCCGAGAGAGUUGCGGAAGUGAAACCCAAGAUUGAAUCAAUCCGUGCUGGCUCAAAGGAAGUGCUUCAGAGUAAGAGCCUGAAGCAGUUGUUGGAGGUGGUUCUGGCCUUUGGAAACUACAUGAAUAAAGGCCAGAGAGGCAACGCCUUUGGGUUCAAAAUCGCCAGCCUCAACAAGAUUGCAGACACGAAGUCCAGCAUUGACAAGAACAUCACCCUUUUGCACUAUCUCAUCACUAUUGUGGAGAAGAAAUAUCCCAAAGUCCUCGGUCUUCAUGAAGAGCUGCGCGACAUCCCUCAAGCAGCCAAAGUAAACAUGACGGAGCUGGAGAAGGAAAUAAACACCUUGAGGAGUGGACUGAAGGCUGUGGAAACUGAACUGGAAUACCAGAAAUCGCAGCUCUCUAAUCCUGGAGACAAGUUUGUGUCAGUCGUCAGCCAGUUCAUCACCUUAGCCAGCUUUAGCUUCUCUGAUGUUGAAGAUCUUCUGACGGAAGCUAAAGAACUGUUUACCAAGGCAGUGAAGCACUUUGGGGAAGACUCUGGCAAAAUGCAGCCGGAUGAGUUCUUUGGGAUCUUCGAUCAGUUUCUUCAAGCUGUGACAGAGGCCAAGCAGGAGAAUGAGAACAUGAGGAAAAGGAAGGAGGAAGAGGAGCGUCGGGCGCGCAUGGAAGCACAGCUGAAAGAACAGCGCGAGCGGGAACGCAAGGCCAGAAAGGCUAAAGAAAACAGCGAGGAAGGUGGGGAGUUUGAUGACCUUGUUUCAGCUUUGCGGUCAGGCGAAGUCUUUGAUAAAGACCUUUCGAAACUGAAACGGAAUCGCAAGCGCAUCGCCAACCAGCUGACGGACAGCAGCCGGGAGAGGCCAGUCACCAAACUCAACUUCUGAUCCUUUGGUUUUGUAAACAUUUUAGAAAACCGAUUAGCAGUCUUUUUGAAGUGGCUAGGAUUUUUCAUUACACUGCCUUGUAAUUCAGACCGAAAUGGUGGCACACUUUGUGUGUGUGUGUGUGUGUGUGUGUGUGUGCGUGUGUGUGUGUGUUGUGUAUAUAAAAGUCUGGUUGUUGGUGUGUAUGGAGAAUACAUGUGUGUCUGUAUGUCAGGACAGUGUGCAUAUGUGUGCCAUACAAACACAUAUAUAGACACUUGUCUGAGUGCAACUUCCAUUUCCUUUCCUUCAGUCUCCUUGUUCAAAAAGUAGUUAACCUGGUGCAUAAGCACAACAUCGUGUCUACUGAGAAAGAGAUAACGAAAACAUUCCUUGUAGUAAACAAAGGCAUUGAGAAAUACUUUCUACUUGAUCUCCCAUUGGCGUUCUUUACCUUGGGAGCAUAGAGAGAAACAAAAACGCACCUCCGUUUGAACCACUGGCGCUGAGGUGUCAUCGCAAACUGCUGAGGAUCAGCUUGGAAUCUGUAGAAUACAGCGUAAGAAAACAGUUUGUAGAAGUCUACUAUGAACGCCCUGCAUACAGUCUGAAGUGUGUUUAAAAAAAGUCAAGUGGAAACAAUCCAUGUUGUUAUUAUUCAAGACUUGAACAUCUGUGCUCUUGUGCUGGUUCCAAUGAGUUUUGUACUGUAACGUCUCUUGAUAAUCCCUUUUCAAUUGUUUUUGGGAAGCACGAUCCUUCUCUUACCACAACCCAUGCUCUUGCUGAAGACAGAUUACCACAGUGUGCUUACUGCUGUAACAAUACAUAGACAUAGUUCUACUUUUUCAGUGUUUUCGUGCCCAAGACAAAUGGGAGAUGGGGGGGUGGGAGAGGGUUUCCUCUACUGAGAAAAAGAGCAUAAACUUUUUGUGUUCUAAUUUUUUCCAUUUUCGGUUCAGUGGGACAAACUGUAUCCUCUAAGGCCAGGUCUGCAGUAAAAAGUUAAGUCAACCAAACAAUGUUGCUCAGGAUGUGAAAAAUUUCCUGAGUGAUGUAGUUAUGCCGACCUAACCCCUGGUGUGCUAGAAUUGUUCUGUUGGUGUAGCAACCUCCUCCGGAGGAGACAGACUAUCUACAGUGACAGGGAGUAUCUACAGUAUCUGCAGUAGCUUUUCUAGUGUAGGUAUAACCUAAAUGUUGGUCUGAACGGAUGGUCUUUUAAACCAAUGCACAAAGGACUUGAUCCAGAACCCAUUGUGUCAAUGGACCGGACUUCAUUGAUUUCAGUGGGCUUUGAACGAGGCCCUUUGUUUUUAAUGGACAGACAGCAGCAAUGAUGCCAAGAAAUAUUUCUCUGAACAGACUUUUUCAAGUUGUUCGCUGUUUAUAUGGUCAUUAAAAUUUGUAAGCAAAGCUACCUGUAAAAUGUCAGUCCAAAAAAAAAAUCCAAAGCUCUCAGGGAGUAAAAUAGUAGCAAGUAAUAAAUACAUUUAAAAAAAAUAAAAAAAAUUGGAAAAUAAAACGUAAAUGUCAUUAACAUAGUAACACUUAAUAUUCUUAAAUUAUACAGAAUAUAUAGAAGACUGUUACUUUUGCUUUUAUUUAUUUGUGGUGUUUUUUUUAAAAAAAACAACAAACUCUUUUAUACCAUCAAUAUUCUUGUGAUCUUUUUUGUUUUUUUGUUGUUUUUCCUGUGGAGAGAUUAGUUUGUCCCUAUUGCACUAGAUAUUAACACUAUUCGAAAUACGUUUUUUUUCAUGUAAUGGGUAUUAUUGGCGGGAUUGGGAUGUCAUUUUUUCCUAUCUGUACUGUAUAGCAAAUAUGCUGUUUAAACUAACUUGUAGAAAACUAUGGUUCUUAGCACCUAGAGACCCAGGAUCUCUGUGCUUUCUGAAAGCUGUGAAGUAUCACUCUUAAAAAGAGUUGUCAAGAGCUGUGGUCUUACAAUUUUUUUUCCUCAUUGCACCAUUCACACUGUAAGUAUAAAAAAGUGUAUAAAGCAGUAAUAAAUACAAAGGGGAUGGCUUGGUAAAGUCCUGCACCUCCUAGCAAAGCAACUGCAAAACCUGCAAAUUUUCAAAGAUUGGGCGUGAAGCACUUUGUUUUAAGAAGAAGAAGAAGAAGAAGAAAGGAGUUAAAAUAAUGGUAAUUCUUGUUCCUUAACUAAAGUGCCUCAAUUUAUAUUUUUUAUUUAUGGCUUAAGAAAUUUGGGCGGACGCAAUGUGAGGAACGGACUCUGCCUGGCAGGCACGGGAGUCGUGUCUGAUGACCUGAGGAAAGGUCAGUUAAUUGUUUUGCUAGAAUAAUGCCUUUUGAAUUUGAAAAGGCUGAGGCCUCUAGUCUUGCAUUGAGGUCCUUCUUCCACGGCACAUGGUAGCCAUGCAAAGCUCUCGGGCUUCACCUUAUGGGAUUCCAGUGGAGGAUCCGAGGCUUAGUUACCUUUCCGGACUGUUCUUCUUUUCCAUCAGCCUGGUGAUUGGGCUGCAUUUGCCAUUUAGUUUUCUUUCCAAACAAAAGGCUGUGUGCAGGUAAAUCCAUGUGCCAUUGCUGAAAACUACUUUUCAACAGGUGCUGGUGUCAGUAGCCACUCUUUUUUUUUUUUUUUUUCUCUCUCUGUGUUUCUCUCUCUGGUGUUUAUUUUUCAGGUUGUUUUUUUUUAAUAAUGCCAAAAAGGAAAAAACUGCUUGUAAACUGAAGUAUAUGUCAUGGACCUUCUUAGCUUAGUAGUGGACCAAUUUAGGUGCCAGAAUGUUAGUAGUUUAGCUGCCAGGAAAUGCUGUGUAUGGUAUGAGAUUGUACAUUUUUUUUUAAGAUGGCAAUAUGCAAUAAAGCAAAAGGAUUGCAUUGAGUGUA